Myripristis murdjan (pinecone soldierfish) is the source of this 2988-nucleotide messenger RNA. RefSeq names its product myeloid associated differentiation marker b (gene myadmb). NCBI's taxonomy places the organism in Eukaryota, Metazoa, Chordata, Actinopteri, Holocentriformes, Holocentridae. Gene Ontology annotation, cellular component: membrane. The coding region runs from base 255 to 1136 and encodes 293 amino acids. The record is from RefSeq and is a predicted model, not a curated record. The transcript is spliced from 2 exons.
UGGGCGGGGAGCUACUCAUGAGCCUAGUAAGUCCGAACAGGGAGCAGGAGCCUUGCAUUCUACCAUUUUCUACCACUGGAGACCCUGGGAGAACAAAGAAUAGCAGCUUUCAAGACCCACAAAGAGUUCCUUCUGUAUGAGCAGCUGAUGGUAACAAUCAGAGGAAAACAUCUACACAAGAGGAAAUAAAGAGGAGAGUAUUCAGCAAUUCCAGAUUCUCUUCAUCAGCUCAGCGUCCGACUACAUCUCCCAUCAUGCCUGUCGUCCUCCACUCCAGCCCUCUCCUAUGGACACGGUUGGCGGCUCUGGUCUUCUCCUGCGUGGCCUUCUCUGUGGCCGUGCAUGGUGGCAGGCUCUACCAGGGCACCGGCGACUGGUGCAUCUUCUGCUGGGCCUUCAGCUUCGCCGGCACUCUGCUCGUCCUCCUGGUGGAGCUGUUCGGCCUCCAGGCCCGAGCCCCCGUCUCCUGGAAGAACUUCCCCAUCACCUUCGCCUGCUACGCCGCCCUCCUUUGCCUGUCCGCCUCCAUCAUCUUCCCCCUCUACUUCCUCAAGGGCUCAAUGAGCCACAACGAGGUCCAUGAUUACCGCGUUGUGUCCACCGUCUUCUCCUGCCUGGCCACCAUCGCCUACAUCAGCGAGGUGAGCAUCAGCAAGGCUCGUCCCGGUGAGGUGGCCGGCUACAUGGCCACGGCCCCCGGCUUGCUGAAGGUCUGUGAGACCUUCCUGGCCUGCAUCAUCUUCGUCUUCAUCAGCGACCCCGUAGUCUACGACCGCCAUGAAGCGCUCAAGUACUGCAUGGCCGUCUACUGCAUCUGCUUCAUCCUGUCAGCAGCCAUCAUUGUGCUCUGCGUAGGAGAAGGCACCGGCUGCCUUCCCUUCCCGUUCGCACGCUUCCUCUCCGCCUACGCCCUGUUGGCUGUGGUCCUCUACCUAUCAGCAACCAUCAUCUGGCCCAUCUUCAACUUCGACCCCAAGAACGGAGGAACAAAACAGAGGCCCUACAGCUGCGGCAACUCGCCGGGGCUGUGCACGUGGGAUAAGCUUGUGGCGGUGGCUGUGCUCACCGGCGUUAACUUCAUCCUCUACCUGGCCGACCUCAUCUAUUCUGCACGUCUGGUAUUUGUCAGUGCUUGAGGUGCAGAGAUCUAUCUAUGAUCCAUAAAUAAGAAAGGAGGGGUAAUAGAGAGAGAAAUUUCGGGAGAAUAGAUUUGAGUGGUUGAGGUCGGCGGCUGUGUUUAUAUGUACAACAAUAUUCCUUUAAAGAGGGAUGAAACGUAAGCAGAAAAUCUAGAUUUUGCUGUCAUCUAAUGGUUGACAUUUGUGCUUCACUGCAGUGAUGUAACUGUGCCUCGUUUAUUAAGCAUCGGUCAGAAAUGCAACACAGCACACUUUUGACCACAUCUAACAUUGAUGUUAGGUAUGGGCAAAAGUGUGGCUUAUGCUUUCAACCUGAUGGAGGCCAGUGCAACAAUGCUUUUCUACUAUAGAAGAUUUCUGGUUUCAUUAUCCUUUACAGGUGCACCAUACAAAAUUGAGGGUUGAUUGAAUUAAGGACAAUUUAGAUUCAACUGACAAAAACGUCAAAAAUGCAAGAAAUUUGGUUUGAUUGUGGCUUUUAUCACAUGAGUCUAAAUGGUCCUCACUUUAAUUGAUUGCAUGUAGUGCACCUUUAAAGGCUUUGGUUUUUCUGCCAAUGAGUUGGACCCGGAUAAACUCAUAUCUCAAUCACGAGGAACCUAGAUUUGAUUGCUGGUAUGUACCAGUAUUAUCUAGGACACGGAGAUGCCUUGUGAUGUUUACCAUUGGUUUUCCAGAUUAGUGCAAACUUGGUGUCAAUUGUAGUGAUCAAAAUGUGAUUUUUUUUCAUGCAUACAGGCAUGAAUAUAUAUAUUUAUCUGGAUAUGAGUAUAAUUACUGACAGCAUAUCCUGACAAAGGCCUUAACCAGGAUACACCAUAACAUCCAGAAUACUGUGUGCAUGUAAACACAGCCAGAGAUGAGGAAUGAAGAAGAAACCAAAGCAAAUGGCGGCUUACUGUUUUUACUGUUUAAUUUUUUGCAUAAUAUAUAUGCCAAUGUUCUGCCUUAAGUCUGUUUUCAAUUUUGAUUUCAGCCAUAAAGAGACUGCCAAGCAGUAUUUUCUGUUAUUCAGUGCCAAAGGAGAAAACGUAGAAAACAUACAUACUGAAGUCAUUCUGAAUUUCACUCGUGUGCAGCCAAGAUGAAUUUAAAUGUUACGGAGGAAAGACUGUGUUGGCGUACGAACAGAUGUCCAAGAGUCCAAAGAAAGAUGAAUUUCUGUUUUGUUUUGUUUUUAUUAUAACCAAACAAAUCUCUUAUUUCAAUUUGAAUUGAUGUGAUAAAUUCCAAUUGGGGUUUCCUUUCAGUGCACAGUGCUGAAGACGUUUUAAUUGAUCCAGUUGUAUAAUUCAUCAAUUGUAUGAUUUGUCUGAUGAUUUUUUAAAAUUUUUAUACAGCUCCAGUGUUUCAAGACUUGAAUUAGUAUACAGAAAUAGUUUACAUGAUGUAAAGAGGAAUGCCAGGCUAGCUUUUUGCUCAUGUUAUGAUAUUGUAUGUAUAUCUACAAGCUACAAUCAAUGACAAGAGUAUAUAUGUGUCAAGAACAUAUGCAAGAUUGUGGAUUUUAAGAAAAGACAAUUUCAGUUUAAUGUACACCUACUAGUUAGUAUUUUAUAUAUGUUUCAGAUCUGUGUAGUAUGUGCCUUCAAGUAUCAAAGCACCUAUCAGUAUGUAUCUCACACCACUAAGCUAAAAUGUAAUCGGGCCCAUUGGUUUUGUACUGCUGUAAACAAAAACAAUCCUCUGAGAAAGAGAUAUGAAAAAGAUGCUUCUCUUUUUCUUGAUGUUAGUGGUACAUUCUUUAACUUUUUUUUUAUAUUCCACUGUUGGUGUUUUAAGUGUGCGUACCACAUCUGUGUUGUAGGAAAAUGUAAUCCAGUGUUUCAAUAAAACCACAUGGUAAAGA